Molecule: messenger RNA, 1152 nt
Organism: Didymella exigua CBS 183.55
Lineage: Eukaryota; Fungi; Ascomycota; Dothideomycetes; Pleosporales; Didymellaceae
Product: PLP-dependent transferase
Exons: 2
Coding region: 1-1152 (383 amino acids)
Biological process (GO): biosynthetic process; amino acid metabolic process
Molecular function (GO): transaminase activity; pyridoxal phosphate binding
Source: RefSeq, a predicted model, not a curated record
AUGGCGCUCUCUCCCCGCGGCCACGCCAACGCCGCCCAACUCUCUAUCCCCUGGCGUUUUGCCAAACCACACACCUACGACCCCAUUACCAACCCGCGCGGUUUGAUCUCUUUCGCCACGGCAGAAAAUUGUCUGUUUCAGAGAGAGCUACACGACUUCGUCGCCGAGGUUCCUAUUCCGCAGGCCGCUCUCCGCUACGCCUUCGGUACAGGCGGUGGUUCACGCCUGCCCUCUGCUUUUGCAGCACACAUACAUGAGUACUUCGCUCCUCAUGAAUUGGUGAGAGGCGAAGAUGUGAAGAUCACCGCUGCGGCAACAGGCUUGCAUGAUGUGCUUGCAUUCAGUCUUUGUGCUGAAGGUGAGGGUGUGUUGACUAGUCGACCUUAUUACGGGCGUUUUGAAAUCGAUUUUGGUAACAAAUCAGGCGUACGACUGGUGCCUGUUGAUACAGACCACGAGGAUUGCUUUGAAACAGGGGUCGUGAACGCUUUUGAGAGGAAGUUGGAGGAGUGUGAGAGACAAAACAUAAGCAUAAGGGCAGUGCUGGUGGUUAAUCCGCAUAAUCCGCUUGGCAGGUGCUAUACAAGGGAGACGCUGAUCGAGCUUAUGCGGUUCUGUCAGAGGCGUGGGCUGCAUUUGAUCUCUGACGAGAUUUAUGCGCUGAGUGUCUUUGAAAAUCCAGACGCUCCGGACGCCACGUGUUUCACGUCUGCGCUCUCGAUCAGCCCUACUGACGUAAUCAAUCCGGAUCUUGUGCAUGUCAUCUACGGCCUGUCGAAAGACUUUGGACUUGCGGGUCUUAAAAUCGGUUGUCUCGUCUCUCGCAAUGAGCAGCUGAAGAAGGCAGUUACGGCGGUGCAGAGAUUCUGCGGAGUGAGUGGGCUGAGCGUGGCAGUUGCGACGCAGAUGCUGGAAGAUCGAGAUUGGGUCAGGAGCAUCGUUGGAGUAAGCAAGAGGAGGCUGGCGCAGGCGUAUGCCUUCAUCACCAGACGUCUGAAGGUCAUGGGUGUUAAAUUCUUCGAAGGUGGAAACGCUGGCUUCUUCCUCUGGAUUGACCUCACUCCAUGGCUACCGCCUGUCAACUCCGAGACCGGAGGAGCGACGAGGGCAGCAAAGUGCAGUCAAAAAGAUCUUUACCACCAUCAGAUCUAA